Messenger RNA from Seriola aureovittata, 2933 nucleotides. It is a transcript of the gene mepceb, whose product is annotated as methylphosphate capping enzyme b. Gene Ontology annotation, biological process: rRNA modification; snRNA modification. The record is from RefSeq and is a predicted model, not a curated record. NCBI's taxonomy places the organism in Eukaryota, Metazoa, Chordata, Actinopteri, Carangiformes, Carangidae. Bases 599 to 2497 code for a protein of 632 amino acids. Gene Ontology annotation, molecular function: O-methyltransferase activity; rRNA (adenine-N6,N6-)-dimethyltransferase activity; snRNA binding. The transcript has 8 exons.
CGCGGCUGGAGUAUAAAACCGUGGGCUGGGGUCGAGGAGCUAACAGUUAGCAGUUAGCCGCAUCUAAACUCCACCGUGUUAGUUGAAGUCAUGACUCAUCACCCUGCACAUGCACUCACACACACACUGACACGCGUAUUCACACGCACGAACAGUUCGGCGGGGGCUUGUUUUCACGUGCGGAGCGGGUUUUCGCGCGUGUUUUGGUAGUUGUUUUUCUUUAGGGGGCGUGUGUGUGUGUGUGAGUUAGCUUCGUGCUAGCUGCUUCCUGCAUGUUAGCCGGAGCUAGCUGGAGAAGCUAACUGUUUACCUAUUUGUUUCUUAUGGCUGGUUUGAAUUAUUCAUGACGGCGCUCCGACAUUGGUGGAGUCAGCGGCAGGGGCGGAGUUAGAGUGGGAUUUUAGGUUAAAGGGGGGAGGGGGAGUAAGCCACACACACACGGAUAGACAGGUCUAUUUAUGUCACACACACUUUGAGUGACAGUGUGUGAUAAUAUUGGAAACAGAGAGGUGGGGGUCUGAGCACGACAACAAGUGGACUGGAGCUGGAUCCUGCAGGACGGUUGUUGUGAUUGACGGACCCGUCCACAGGUGGAAGUAUGAUCAGGAUGUCAUUGGACAAAGAGACUGUCCUCCCUCACGAGGCGCCCAUAAAAACCAGCCCCGCCUUCCCUGCCACCGUCAGCCUAUCAGAGCAGCCGCAGCUGGCUAAGACACGCCCCCUCUGUCCUAAAAAUGGCCUCCAGCCUCCCGGCAACAGCCAGCCCCCCCUCACCGCCCCCCCUCCCCCUGCUCAGCGAAUCGGAAAGAGGCGUUACUCCAUGGGCAUCGGCUUCAAGGGGCUGGCCAAGCGCCGUCGCCGUGCCAACAGUGACAGCCAAUCAGAGCCUGUGCUGCCGAGUCACUUCCUGUUGGGCGGGAACAUCUUCGACCCUCUGAACCUCAACUCUCUAUUGGAUGAGGAAGUGAACAGAACAACCAAUCAGGAGACACCACAGUGCUCGCCCCUGCCGUCCAGGGGCGGAGACCCAGUAGAGAUCCUGGUCCCCCGUGACAUCACCGACCCCCUGAACCUGAAGGGAGGCGCAGGGGACAGGGAAGGGGGAGGCACAGUCCUGCUGUCCCCCCUGAAGUCCAGGAGGAGACACAGGAACAGACACCAUGGAGGAGGAGGAGGAGGAGGAGGUGGGGGAGGUGAAGAAGAGAGGGAGGUGCUGCCAGCUCGACUGUUUCCCUCCACAGCUGGACUGACAGUUCCUCUGUUGACCAGAGAGGGCUCUGUUUCUGCGUCUCCUCUUCCCUGUGAACUCAACACAGCUAUCACCUGUCGAGACGAUGUAGCCCCACCCCCCAUACUCCCCAGGAGGCACACCCACCCUCCGCCGGGCCACGCCCACAAACCCGGCAGCCAGGGUGACGGUCGCCAACGCAGACGGCGACGUACCACCUCGACACGGUUGGCAGAUGUUGCUGCAAACUUUGUCACUGUGACAACCACGGCACCGACAACCAAAUUCCAGACGCCGCUGGUGGGAGGGGCUAAAGCUUGCAGGUGUGGAGGACCUCAGUCUGGCCUUAGUCAGCCACCAGAGAAGAAGAAGGACAAACACCGCUACCAGUACGGCAACCACAGCCGUUACUAUGGCUAUCAUGGUUUCUAUGGUGAUGGGUGGGAGGGGCGGGUGGGUGCGGAGGACGAUCUGCGGCUCCGCCUCCUGGAAGCGGAGUGGUUCAGAGACAAGAGGGUGCUGGACGUGGGAUGUGGCGCCGGUCACAUGACACUGAGGGUUGCCCGGAUGUUUGAACCCGCCCACAUCCUGGGGGUGGAGUUAGACAGACGAUUGGUCCACGCCGCCAAGCAGAACAUCAGGCACUUCCUGUCACAUGACCUGGUGGUGGAGGAGAGGAAGAGGAGGACAACAGUCCCCUCCUCUUCUAUAAGUAAAGGAGAGGAGGAGGUGAAGAGGGAGGAGGAGGAGGAGGUGAUGGAGGAGUUCCAACAGGCUCUGUCCCUCCUCUCCUUCCCCUCGUCAUUCAGGCUGAGUCGGGGUCCUCUCUCUGCUCCUCCUCUGCUCCUCCCUCCCCCCUCCUCCAGGUUCCCCAACAACAUCACCUUCGUCCAGGGCGACUACGUGUCAGAGCGGGAGGCGUGGCCUGGGCAGGGUCAGUAUGAUGUCAUCAUGUGUCUGGGCGUGACCAAAUGGGUGCAGCUGCAGGCAGGUGACGGGGGCGUGGUCAGACUGUUCAAACGAGCCUAUCAGAGCCUGUCACCGGGCGGGUUAUUCAUCCUGGAGCCGCAGCUGUGGAGUAGCUACAGCCACAGCAAGAGGGCCUCGGAGACGACAUAUCGUAACUACAGGAGUGUGAGGAUGAGACCUGAACUGUUCACCUCCUACCUGACUGACAGUGUGGGCUUCACCUGCUACAGACUGCUCACACACACAGGCGGCCAGCGGCCCAUCUACCUGUUUCACAAAGGCCCCGCCCAGAGGAAGUGAUGUCACUGGGACAGGAUGUGACACGUUUUUCUCUGGAGGUAGUGCAGCCUGACUGUCACCCUCUCGUUUCCCUGGCAACGGCCUUAAACAGAUGGCAUGGAGGGCACUGAUUGAUUGAAGCUGGAUGUCGCUCCUUUAAAUGUUUGAUUGUGAGCUCGCUGCUGAUUGGCUGAAGAGUUGAGCCUGUUUGAUGACUGGUCGAUGACAUCACGUCACAAAGGAGAAUAUUAUUGGACAGCAGAGUUUCUGUGGAGGUGAUUGGUUCACACAGGCUCAUCAAGCCACAGCAAAGUGCCUGACCUCUGGUUCUGGACACUGAUUGGACGCUAGCAGGAAGUGACUUGUCUUUACAGGUCUUUUCAAAAUAUGAGUUCAUUGUUUCACUCGUUUUUUUUUGUUUUUUUUUUUAAUGCAAAAUAAAGAGUUUAUCUGCUGA